UUUAUUGAAGCGUACGACUCCUCGCAGAAAAAGAAUAUUAGGUGAGGCUACGACCCUCCAUCAAAUCUCCGUCAUUGCCUGAUCACGGCCGUCCAUUCCAUCCAACGUCAACGCUUGGACCCUGAAGUUGGUCGCCCCCACCCUACCGUGCACGUCACCAACACGGAUAACUCUUACUCUCUCUGUCUCCCCCCCUCGUAGUCAAUAGUCAUUUCCUCAACGUGCCAUUACCAUCGCAACGGAUCACUUGGCGCGUGCCUCCCACUCCUCCCCCGCGGUGCGUGAGGGGGCGGGAUUCCACUGGGCCCCACUCUGCCUUUCGUUUCUUUCUGAAGUAAAUAAAUAAGGUGUAAAAAUAGCCUCUGUUCAAAAAGACAGCGCGCCGUGACCAAUAGCAUCACUCCACCACCACCACCUCUCGCAGCAUUCUCAGCCCGGCCGCCGCCGGAGGCACUUGCUCCGUCAACACAGCCGAAGACAUGGGUGCUGAAGAACCUGUGGUAGAGAGAGAGAGAGGAGGAGGUGGGGAUAAGAAGGAUGAGGAGGAAGAGGAAGUAAUGGAGCCAUCAACAGGAGGAGGAGGAGGAGCUGGAGAAGAAGAACGGGUUGAGCAAGUGGUGAGGGAUGUGGAGAAGGGAGAGAUGGGAUACCAAGAAGAGGUUGUCGGGAGUAUGAGAAAUGUUGACAAUCCGACUCAGACGCAGACGCAGACGCAGACGCAGACAGACUAUCAUGCCUCUAUGAUGCAGAGCCUAAACCCAACGAACCCUCUGAGGAUCGUCAUCAAUGGGAGGACGAGAGUGGCCACUCCUUCCCCUGCUCCGCCUGGGAGGACGAGAGUGGCCACUCCUUCCCCUGCUCCGUCUGGGAGGACGAGAGGGCCCACUCCUUCCCCUGCUCCGUCUCAGCCUUCCGUUGCUCGCUCCACACCCACCCCGCAACAAUCUUCUAUAGUAUCGCUAAAUUCAAGGGGCUACACCAACAAGUUCUCUCUCUUCUUGUUUCUGCUUCACAUGGUUGCGGCAAUCGGGUUAGUCUGCUUCCUUCUGUUCAAGGGGGUUCAGGGCUUUCUGCAAACAUCAAACGGCAGCGUUAGGAAACAGGAGAAGAGGCUGGCGAAGUACUUCCUCCCACAAAUUGAAAUAGCAUCCCUCUUAAGCAUUAUCCUCGCCUUCACUUGGCAAAAGGCCGUGAGGACCUGGCCCGUCCUAAUGGUUCACAUCAUCCUGUGGAGCACCUUCAUCAUGUCCUUAUCUGCAGGAGUUCUCCUGCUCUGCUUCCAAAUGCCUGCCACCGACGGGGUCGGGGUCUGUUUCGUCGCCUUCGCGAUCGGGAACGGCUUGUAUGCCUGUUGGGUGUCUCCCAGGGUUAAGUUCUGCUGCAAGGUAUUGGUGAAAUCGCUCGAGCCGGUUUCUAAGUUCUCCGAUAUAAACCGGCCGAUCUACUUGAUGCUCGGGGUUGGGUUCCUGUGGAUGUCUCUGUGGUUAUUAGCUGUGAUCGGAGCCAUUAAUUUCUAUUUCCCUCCGCUGAUCAUUAUUUUACUCGGGCUGAGCUUGGCCUGGACUACCGAAGUAAUGAGGAACAUAGCAAACUUAACCGUGAGUAGAGUAAUUGCGCUGUACUACCUCCGGGGAAUGCAGUCCAGCACUCACUUUUGCUUCCAGAGAGCAGGGACUCAUAACCUAGGGAGUGCGUGCCUCGGGUCUAUCUUUGUUCCAACGAUCGAGGCGCUGAGAAUUGUCGCUAGAGGCUUGAAUCUACUCGAGGGAGAGGAUGAGUUCAUGUUUUCUUGCGCACAUUGCUGUCUUAAAGUCAUGACGUCAAUCUUCAGAAAUGGCAACGGCUGGGCUUUCGUGCAGAUAGCUGCAUACGGGAAAGGGUUCGUGAAAGCAUCACAGGAUACAUGGGAGCUUUUUGAGAGACGAGAGAUGGAAACCGUUGUAGAUUCAGACAUAACCAGCUCGAUCUGCUUCCUGACAGGAGUAUGCAGCGGCUCGAUGUGUGUUAUCGUGGUAGCUGCUUGGACUUUCACAGUUCACAAGGGCUUCACAGCCACGAUUUCCCUCCUUGCCUUCUUCGUUGGGUACCUCAUGACUAGGAUUGCAAUGGCAGUGCCCCAUGCUUGCGUGAGCUGUUACUACGUCUGCUACGCGGAGAACCCGAACAACAGGCUCUUUGAUGACACGAUAAGAGACCGACAGAACUUGAUAAAGUCGGGUCGGGACGUGGUCGUGCCUACCCCUCGUGUUCCCAGUCGAUAUGCAAGGAGAUAGACGAGUAAGCAAUAACUCCCAAGAUUUAUCUCUCUCCUAUCCCGAGUCUAGCCUAGGAUUGAUUCUGUACAUAGAGAUUAUUUUUGUGGAGUGGACAUCAAGGUAUAGAACUGUGGUUGGAUUUUUGUCCUCCUUUAUCAAACGAAAGAACUCCGGGGGCCAGAUGGAAAAGGAAAAGCUGUGGAAAGUGUUGAGCUCCUCGGUAGAUUCUUUUUGCUGAAUAGCUCCUUGGUAGAUUCAGUUAAAGGGUAAAAGGGGGCUUGACUUCUGACUUUAGAGGCGAUAUAUAUGCGUGUAUGUGUAUCGAUUGUGAUCUGCGAAUGGUGUUGGUGGUGAAGAUGAGUCGGAAUGACGAGAAAUCGACACAACAUGGGCCGAUAAGAUGGGCUCAGGGUCGUGGUGUAACGACCGGCAGGAAAACGAUUAUCGAGUAGGUGCUGGUGGUUGCAGAUCGUACUUCCUGAUCAGCAUGAUUGAUGCGGUGUGAGAUAGCUCUUUCGUUAAUCAGUGCUCCAUUAAAUACUUUCUUACUGUCCAUUGAUGAUAGUAUUGGGAUAUUUGAAAGGAAAGGGAGGGGGGGGGGGGGGGGGGGGAGACCGCACUGAGAUUGGGUUGCUGUCCACAGGACGAAGACUACAAAAGAAGAAGAAGAAGAAGAACAAUUGUGGUUGCAAUUGCACAAUGCUUUUGGUUUUGGGCCCCAAUAGGCCCUUAUCUUUAUUUUGCAUAUUAUGGCAGGAUAUUCUGUAGUGUACUACUGAGAUGUCCCCCACCCACCCCGAACCAACAUUUAUUUUAUUUAACCAUUUCCAUCCCUCUUUUGUACUCUUGUUUUUUAAGUAAGUUUUGUUUGUUUUGUCAAAGCUUUACUUAGCUAAGCUAGGUCACCCAUUAUUUGAUUCAGUCACGUACAUCUCCAUGUAAAAUCACGAUUGUUGCUGUACGUAUCUAAGUUGAGAUUGUUAAAGAUU
Molecule: messenger RNA, 3244 nt
Organism: Punica granatum (pomegranate)
Lineage: Eukaryota; Viridiplantae; Streptophyta; Magnoliopsida; Myrtales; Lythraceae
Source: RefSeq, a predicted model, not a curated record